AUGCCAGUGGCAGAGACCUUGCAUCUGGCCCAUGUGCUUACUCAGGCAGUCAAAGGUCUUCUAACCGGAGCGAACGAAGGCCUGCAAGCCAAGCGAGAGCACGUCUUCUGUUCCGGAGAAGGCCCCGGCAAAGUUCGGCACUGGGUAGCCAGGUUGGAAUUCCAAGACGGCAAGCGGAAACGGCACGUGCAUCGGAACGGCCAAUUCUACCACGGACGCGGAGCGGUUCACGUGCACAUCCUUCUGUGGCUAUCGGACAUGCAAGCCAUGGAACUGUCCUCGAAGAUCCGCGCCGACAUACCCGGCGAGGACGAGCCGGAGAUGCGCGAUCUGGUGUUGGGCUCCCAACUGGACUACACCUCAAGCGGCUGGCCGGCACGCGAAGAACCCACUGAGGUAAGCAAGGAAGACCAGCGACUGAAACUGCAUCAUCCUCGCGAAGCUUUCGAAAGAUGCUGUCGGGCAUACGUCUCAGACGUCCUGGCCGCCCUUCGCUGCCACGUAGAUGUCCAAGCAUCGGAUGGUCGCGCGAUGAUUCUGAAGUACUGCGCCAGCUACCUUCCGAAGUUCAGCAGCUCCUUUGCAGCGGAACUGCUCAACAACGAGGCCAGCGAUUACUCGCUAGCGCGCCGCGUGCUGGCAGACUACCACCCGCUGCAGCCCGAAAUGGUCAUGCAGCUUGCGAUGCAGCAACACCCGCAGUUCAUCUGCCCAGCCACCGUGCGCAAGUUCGUCGUGCCCGUUCCUUGGCAAAAGGCAACAACGGCCAGAUAUCCCAGAAAUACCGUCGCAUGCACAGCCACCUCAUGGAUCAAUGUGCACCCGGCCGACGGCAAAAUCCUGGUGGCCGAUAUCCCGUACGCGCACACCAACGAUCGACGCUACGGCCAAUGGUUGCUCUUGAACGUGCCCUUCCGGAACGUCGACGACCUCUGGCUCGAGAACGCGGAAAAACUGCCAGAGAACCUCAAAUUUCUCGGACUUUGCGUACUCCACCGCCGUCGCUUCUGGCGAGAUCCACAAAAGAUUCGAGCGGAGUUGGAAAAAGAGGCUCGCAGCGAGACGUACAUCCAGAACACGCUGGCCAUGCUGCCGGCCCGCAUCGAGCUGAUCGACGCUUACCUCUCCGGGGAGAUGACAGUGGAGAAGGAGCCGGAGCCUGCAUUGGACGGAGUUGCCAAAGUGGCCAGCGCCAACAUCAAGGUUGCACCGGAGCAAGCGAACGUCAUCCACACCAUCCGCCGACGAGUUCAACACGCGCUGGAAGCAAAGUGGCCGGAAGACAACCAAGUCGACUCCUGGGCCAUAUGGUUCGAUCAAGCAGCGCCCGCCAACAGACCAACGGUCGUCUUGGGACCGGCCGGCAGCGGAAAGAGCACCGCGGUCGAGAUCGCUUUGGCCGAAGCCGUCAAGGCCGGAGCGCACGUCGGUGUGGCGUGCCCGACGGGCAUGUUGGCUACUCGGUACAGGAGUCGCUAUCCGGAUCUGGACAUCGACACCGUGCACGGCAUGUUCGCAUUGCACAAGGACGAGCUGACGACCGCCGACAUCAUGAAGAUCUACGAUCUCAUCAUCAUCGACGAGAUAGGCCAGCUCCCAGUCUGGAUCUUCGAUCGACUGCUUCGACUCUGGGACGCGGCCGAGCGAAGGCCCGCCAUCGUGUUCGUGGGCGACUUCUGUCAGCUAACGGGGGCGGACGGCACCACGGCAAGAGACAGUCCCAGGUGGCCCCAGAUGAGCAUCUCCACGCUGUUCGAGAUGCGCCGAUGCAAAUGUGCCAAGUUGAAGUGGAAGCUACAACUCUUGAGGAGCUCGAUACCGAGCGGGGCACAGCUGAAACGACUUCUAAAAGGCCAUCGCGCGAAUCUUCGUACAGACCGCACUCGCGGCAACAUCGUUACCGCAGACGACGUGGCCGAGGUCUUCAAGCAGACCCCGAACACCACGUUCGUCACCAUCUCCAGGCGAGGCACGGCCAAGGUGAACCAGCACGCAGUGCGCGCUCUCUUCUCCGAUGCGGACGUCCUUGGACGCAUACCUUGCGAUCCGCAGGAGAACUUCGACAACUUCCGCGGCACCGCGCAAGUCAAGACCGACGAAGGCAAGGUGCUCCUGAUUCAUCCCAUCGCCCAUGAGUGCGCCCUGUGGGAUGGCAGCGUUCAGACCACCAUCGCUUUUCCGCUCCGACUGGGCUACAGCACGACCUUGCACAAAAUUCAAGGUGCCACCCUGUCCCACAUCACCAUUUGGAUGGAUGUUCCUUUCGUGAAAGCAGCACUGUACGUCGCCCUGUCGCGCGUACAGUACGACCGCGAUUGGAGGUUCGUAGGAAGCAUCGACCGCC
Symbiodinium sp. CCMP2592 is the source of this 2344-nucleotide messenger RNA. The record is from the annotation of a GenBank genome assembly. NCBI's taxonomy places the organism in Eukaryota, Dinophyceae, Suessiales, Symbiodiniaceae.